GUGUGUUGUUUUCAUUGAUCGAUCACACAGUCCCGACGCCUUCAGUUGCUGUUUCAAACAGAAAGAAAGAAAGAAAGAAAGGAGAGAGAUGGGAAGCUCGUGGAAAUUGGCGGAUCACCCGAAGCUUCCAAAGGGUAAGACCGUUGCCGUGGUGGUUCUCGAUGGUUGGGGCGAGGCCAAGCCUGAUCAGUACAACUGCAUCCAUGUCGCCGAGACUCCCACUAUGGAUUCCCUCAAAAAGGGUGAUCCUGAUAAAUGGAGGUUGGUUAAGGCCCAUGGUUCUGCCGUAGGUCUUCCAACAGAGGAUGACAUGGGCAACAGUGAAGUUGGUCACAACGCACUUGGGGCUGGUCGCAUCUUCGCUCAAGGUGCAAAGCUUGUUGACCUAGCUCUUGAAUCUGGAAAAAUUUAUGAUGGAGAAGGUUUUAAGUAUAUAAGUGAAUGCUUUGAAAAAGGCACUUUGCAUCUCAUUGGGCUAUUGAGUGAUGGAGGAGUCCACUCCAGGCUUGAUCAGUUGCUGUUGUUGCUUAAAGGAUCUAGCGAGCGUGGUGCUAAAAGAAUCCGCGUUCAUAUUCUUACUGAUGGGCGUGAUGUUUUGGACGGUUCAAGUGUGGCAUUUGUAGAAACACUUGAGAAUUACCUUGCAGAAUUACGUGGGAAGGGUGUUGAUGCACAGAUUGCAUCUGGUGGUGGUCGUAUGUACGUCACAAUGGAUCGUUAUGAGAAUGAUUGGGAAGUGGUCAAACGAGGAUGGGAUGCCCAAGUGCUGGGUGAAGCCCCUUUUAAAUUUAGAAAUGCUGUUGAAGGUGUGAAGCAGCUGAGGGCAGCCCCUAAAGCCAGCGAUCAAUACUUGCCUCCUUUUGUUAUUGCCGAUGAGAGUGGGAAACCUGUUGGUCCUAUAGUUGAUGGUGAUGCUGUGGUUACAAUCAACUUUCGAGCAGAUCGUAUGGUUAUGGUUGCCAAGGCUUUUGAAUAUGAAGAUUUUGACAAGUUUGAUAGAGUGCGAGUACCUAAAAUCCGUUAUGCUGGAAUGCUUCAAUAUGAUGGUGAAUUGAAGCUUCCAAGCCAUUACCUUGUUUCUCCACCAGAGAUAGAUAGAACAUCUGGUGAAUAUCUAGUGCACAAUGGUGUCCGUACGUUUGCUUGCAGUGAGACUGUCAAAUUUGGUCAUGUCACUUUCUUUUGGAAUGGAAACCGCUCUGGGUAUUUCAACGAAGAACUGGAGGAAUACGUUGAAAUUCCAAGUGAUUCUGGAAUUACAUUCAACGUCCAGCCAAAGAUGAAGGCAUUGGAGAUUGGUGAAAAAGUGAGAGAUGCUAUACUUAGCGGAAAAUUUGACCAGGUACGUGUUAACAUACCAAAUGGUGACAUGGUGGGACAUACAGGUGAUAUUGAGGCCACAGUUGUGGCUUGCAAGGCUGCUGAUGAAGCUGUCAAGAUGAUCCUUGAUGCAAUAGAGCAAGUUGGUGGAAUUUAUGUUGUUACUGCAGAUCAUGGUAAUGCUGAGGACAUGGUGAAGAGGAACAAAACAGGGCAACCUCAACUUGACAAGGGUGGCAAAAUUCAAAUACUCACUUCUCAUACUUGUCAGCCAGUGCCAAUUGCAAUUGGAGGUCCUGGAUUAGCACCUGGUUGCAGAUUCCGCAGGGAUAUUCCUACUGGUGGGCUAGCCAAUGUUGCUGCAACUGUUAUGAAUCUCCAUGGAUUUGAGGCUCCUGGUGACUAUGAGCCAACCCUUAUUGAAGUUGUUGAUAUCUAGGGCAGCAUAAGGAUUUGAUUCUUUAAUGCAUGGAGUUAGAUAUAGGUUACAAUGCAACUCAGAAGGCUGCGGAGUAUGGAAUGCUAUCAUGAUAAAUAAGUUUUUAUUUCUUACCAAAAAAGAAAAAAAGAAACAGUCACCGGUAUGGUGGCUUCGGUAUUUUGGGCUGUCUGUGGAGGUUUACAGAACAGUAUGGUUAAAAUGGAGUUUUUGUUUUAUCUUUUCUUAAUCAUGAUUUUUGUCAUGAUUCGGUCUGCAUUAAACGUUCCUGUUUAGACUUUAGAUUGAAUGGUUUUCAGCUCAAAAGGCUUAAGCUUAACAGGCUUGUUCUAUA
Molecule: messenger RNA, 2093 nt
Organism: Quercus robur (English oak)
Lineage: Eukaryota; Viridiplantae; Streptophyta; Magnoliopsida; Fagales; Fagaceae
Product: 2,3-bisphosphoglycerate-independent phosphoglycerate mutase
Exons: 9
Coding region: 89-1759 (556 amino acids)
Biological process (GO): glucose catabolic process
Cellular component (GO): cytoplasm
Molecular function (GO): manganese ion binding
Source: RefSeq, a predicted model, not a curated record